This is a messenger RNA of Eimeria acervulina, 1992 nucleotides long. Its product is annotated as CAM kinase, CDPK family, putative. NCBI's taxonomy places the organism in Eukaryota, Apicomplexa, Conoidasida, Eucoccidiorida, Eimeriidae. Gene Ontology annotation, molecular function: calcium/calmodulin-dependent protein kinase activity; calcium ion binding; calmodulin binding. The record is from RefSeq and is a predicted model, not a curated record. Gene Ontology annotation, cellular component: cytoplasm; nucleus. The transcript is spliced from 12 exons. Gene Ontology annotation, biological process: intracellular signal transduction; protein autophosphorylation; peptidyl-serine phosphorylation. The coding region runs from base 1 to 1992 and encodes 663 amino acids.
AUGGGGGCCGGGAUAUCCCGUGGGAAGAACAAGUCCAGCAAGAACCAGCAGGGGCGCCUGCUGGCUUCACCUGCUGCACACAGUCCGAGUGCUGCUGGUGUGUCGAAGCAGCAGCACACACAACAAGCAGCAGCACCUUUGUCAUCUACUCCUGAGCGCUGCGUCGCUCUUUACCACCGCGAGAGUGUAGAGAAGGAGAAGGAGCAGGCCCCAAGCAGGCUACGAACUCUCAGGGCCCCGGGGGGUGGAGCCCCCGCGGGGCCCACGGGGGCUCCGUCUAGCCGACGGGCCAGAGGUAACCUCCCUCGCCCUCAUACCCAGAGCGCCGUUCAGAGCGCUGAGUUCAUAGAUGAGGCGCCUAGCACAACGGUGGUAGAAGCGCCAGUGUCCCCUCCUGUGAAGGAGAGUGGAGACAGUGCAGCUGCAGCGGGCAGUCCUGCAAAGUCAGAUUUCAGCAUCAACAGAUCGAACUUCAUUCUUGAAAAUGCCGGGAAGAUACAAACACUUUAUGAUAUUGAACCCACAACACUCGGGUCAGGAACUUACGGCAGCGUCUCCAGAGCUAUUCGCAGGUCCACUGGCAUGCAGCGCGCGGUGAAGACAAUCAGCAAAUCGCAAGUCAAGAGCAUUGAGCGAUUCAGAAGGGAAAUUGAUAUCAUGAAAAGCCUCGAUCAUCCAAAUGUCGUCAAACUAUUUGAGACAUUUGAAGAUCACCGGAACAUCUACCUCGUCAUGGAGCUGUGUGAAGGGGGGGAGCUGUUCGAUCGAAUUAUAGCGGAGGGGCAUUUUACGGAGAAGAGGGCCGCGCUGUUGAUGCGGCAGGUCUUCUCUGCAGUAAAUUAUUUGCAUUCUAAUCACAUUAUGCACAGGGAUUUGAAACCUGAGAACUUUCUCUUUUUGAGUCCCGCAAGAGACAGCCCUCUAAAAAUCAUCGACUUCGGCCUUUCUUGUCGGUUUACGCCGGGAGAGUUCGUAUCGACAAAGGCAGGCACGGAAUUUCUUAUCUCGUUCGUGCUUUGUUAUGCAGUGCUUGUGCUUGUGUAUGGAACGCCUAUGCUUGCCAUCAGGGUGCUUGUUGACUUGUUUGCUCGUAAUCCUUACUACGUGGCCCCGCAGGUCCUAGAGGGUCGUUACGACUACCGCUGCGACGCUUGGAGCUUGGGGGUUAUUCUGUACAUUUUGUUGUGCGGGUUUCCCCCAUUCUACGGCGAUACUGAUGCUGAAGUAUUGGCACAGGUCAAGGCAGGGGCGUAUUCAUUUGCCGGGCCCGAAUGGAGAAGGGUCUCAGAUGAAGGGAAAGACCUCAUUAGAAAACUCCUCAAAAUCAACCCAGAUGAACGGUUGUCAGUAGAAGAGGCUCUACACCAUCCAUGGAUUAUGAGCUUAGCACAAAGCAGCCAGAACGUGCCUCUUCCCGUUACUCUCAUGGCGAACCUCAAGGGUUUCCGGGCCCAGAACCGUUUAAAGAAGGCGGCAUUGACGGUCAUAGCUCAGCAUAUGACAGACUCCGAUAUCGACCAUCUUCGCAAAAUCUUCAUUUCGCUCGAUGUUGAUAACUCCGGCACGCUUUCUGUCCAGGAAGUGGCAGAGGGAUUAAAAAGAUUGGGGUGGAGGGAAAUACCGCCAGAUCUGCAGGCGAUUAUGGAGGAAGUAGAUUCUGAUAAGUCAGGGCAUAUUGAUUAUACAGAGUUCAUCGCAGCGACAAUGGAUAGAAAAUUGUAUAUGAAGGAAGAUGUCUGCUGGGCGGCUUUCCGCGUAUUCGAUUUGGAUGGUAACGGGAAAAUAUCGCAAGACGAGCUCCGUCAAGUGCUGGGGAUGCCGAAUGUUCAGGGGGCAGUCGGCACCGAAACAAUUUCUGCUCUUUUAAGUGAAGUCGAUUUAAAUGGAGACGGAGAGAUCGACUUUGAGGAGUUUAUGCACAUGAUGCGGAAGCGAACGCCUGGGGAAAUUCAAAGAGAAAGAGACGCGAAGAAGAAGUCGGGGAAAGUAUGA